CUAACACACACAAAGUGCAAGAAUCAGGCGGCGCUAGGACCUGCCCGACAUCCCCCGGCGACCUGUCUGCUCCCAUUCAUUCAACAGCAGCAGAUAAAGUGCACAGAGGGUCUCAGAGACCCCCUUAUCCAUCCUAGACACAGGCAGGCAUGGUGAAGGGUCAGCUGAAGAGAGAACUCAUGGCUGCCUGCUCUGAUAAAUCACAGAUGCCCAGGUGCCCACUCACUGCCAUCCUGAGCUCUCAAGCUGAUGCCAUGGGACAGAUCACCACUUUCCUGGACAAUGUGCAAGUCCUGCUGGAGGCUGCCAGCUACCUGGACAGGCUGGACCAAGACAGGAAAAGUAAGUUUGAGGGUGUGUGAUGGGGGAUAAGGGGUACACAGACUCCUGGGCACACAGCUAAACAAAGGAGUCUGCAUGGUGCACACUCAGCUAUUGUCAGUCAGUGCCAGCAGCCAGACAGGGCUAGGAGAGGGCACCCUGCCAUCUGGCUGUGGGGGCACACAAUCCACUCCAGAGAGAAGGCGCUGGGAAUGUGACUUGCGAACACUGGGCUGUUUAUUGGCACCAGUUUAUUACUGAAAUGGUUAAAUACAAGGGUUACUCAAGUUUAAUGCUGAGCAUCUAUUGUUGCACUGAGAUGGGAAUGUAUUCUGCAUGAAGCAGGAGUUGUGGGAUUUGAAAUAUGUUUAAUAUAUUUUUAUAAUUUUUGUUUCUGGCUGAUGGGCGGUUUAGGGGAGCCCUGUUUCUGGCUGAUGGGGGGGUUUUGGGGAGCCCUGUUUCUGGGUCAUGAGAGGUUUAGGGGAGCCCUGUUUUUGGCUGAUCGGGGGUUUAGGUGAGCCCUGUUUUUGGCUGAUGGGGGGGUUUAGGGGAGCCCUGUUGCUGUGUUACUGAUAUUUGGGGGUGAUCCAUUUUGAAGUGAGGAUGGCUCUUUGUUAGAGUUUUUUUCUGGUAGCUGCUUUUUGUGUAACAAAGGAUUAGCCAUUUGUGAUUCAGGCUGGUCACACUGGCAGCAGGUCUGAUAGCUGCACAAUAUGGCAAUUUCUACAAUGUCAGGGCUGGGCUGGGACACAAUGGGCUCGGAGUGUAGGAAGGGGGUGGGUGUACCCCCUGGGCUGUGCCUGCUGCCAGCCACCUGCACUGGGAGCCUGGACUGGCUUAUCCUUGGCUGGGGCUUCAUAGACCAAUAGCAUUAACCAGACAGUGUAGGGUGCCUUGCUUACACACUAACCAGUGAUAACUCGCUAAACUCACACUUACCAGUGAUAACUCGCUAAACUCAUACUAACCAGGGAUAACUGACCAAACUCUCACUAACCAGGGAUAACUGACCAAACUCACACUAACCAGGGAUAACUGACCAAACUCACACUAACCAGGGAUAACUCGCUAAGCUCACACUAACCAGGGAUAACUCGCUAAGCUCACACUAACCAGGGAUAACUCGCUAAACUCACACUAACCAGGGAUAACUCACUAAACUCACACUAACCAGGGAUAACUCACACUAACCAGGGAUAACUUGCUAAACUCACGAUAAGUAGCUUUAAACACACUAACCAGGAGUAACUCGCUAAGCUCACACUAACCAGGAAUAACUCGCUAAACUCACACUAACUAGCUGUAACACACUAACCAGCGAGAGAUAAUGCAUACUAGCCAGGCAAACUACCCUAAUCAGGCAUAACUCACACUAACUAGAGAUUAUCAACUCGAGCCAACACAGGCUAGCUAGUUAUUACACACUGGACUAAGUCUAUUUUCCAAGGUUAACUAACUAGUUCUAACUCACUAACAUGGGCACACACACAUUUCUGGUUUGUGUAUGGGAUCCUUGAACAUGCAAUGACACGGUUAGUGGUAGAUAUAGAGCUGCAGUGAUCCGCUGGGUAGUAGUGAGGGCCUGGAUCCGCCCACCAGAUGAGGUGGCUCCUAGUUACUGUAAGAUGCCAAUAACUAACAGGGUGGGAAUGUGUUUGUGUUUCUAAGAGUGACUGAGUUUUCACAGAGUCACAUCAAGAUCUGGGGCAAAGUUCUGAAAGAGGAGCAACCAGCAGGAACAUUCCAUUGGUUUCCAUGGUGACUGCUUCACUUUUACUUCUUCACUCCACAGAUGCGACUUAUACAUUACAUUGAGGAAGUGCUUGACAGGAUUCCUCCUCUGUCUGAUUAAAGAAAAUGUUCAAUUAAAUAUAAAAUAUUAGUAACCUACACCUGUGGGGCAGCUUCAACCAGCCCAUGCUGCCUGCUGGUGAUGGGAGUUGUGAGUGGGAUGCCCAGGAUGCACAGCUGGUGCCCCCUGUGGGACAUUAGAUCUGCCGGGCGAGGAGCUCAUGCAGAGCUGCUAUCACAAGGUGUUGCAGAGAUCGGGAACAAUGGAACAAGUCUAAUACAAAGUGUCAAAAGAGGCAAUCAGAGUCCAUGGGUUUCCAUGGUGACUAUUUAUUGCUAAACAUGCAUGGAAUGAGGGAUCAGAUUUCCACUGUUUAUGUAACCCUGGCUGUUUAUAGCAAAUAUUUACCUAUAAAACAAUGUAUCCCUGUACCUAACCCAGACUGAUUCUGGCUACUACUAAACAAACAUCUACUAAACAGUUUCAGAGUCAGAUGAGGGAAUUCAAACUCCUGAAAAGAAAUGAGAAAUCUGAAUAUUUAAUACAUUAUAUUAGGGGGCUGGCAGGAACAAAGAAACACGUGGCUCCAGAUACAGGCAUGUAAUACAUGUAAAUCAUGGAAUAGGCUGCAGAGUGUGUCCAGGUACCUGCAUGGAAUGGGUUUCUCUGAGAGAUCAGACACACGUGGGCUAGGUACAUGUAUUGUAGAGGGUAAUCCUUAUGUAUGCUUGGUACAUGCAUGGAAAAAGCUGCCCACCAAUGGCCAAAUCAGUCACCAGGUACAUGCAUGUAGGUUUGUGUGUGUGUGGCUGGGUACAUGCAGGUAGAAUGUUACUGUGAGUGGUCAGGUACAUAUAUGUGAAAGCUUGAUGUGCAAGAUCUGGUACAUUAAUGUACCAAGAUUGAUUAUAUCAGCAUGCACACGUCUGUAGCAGUGCUGUGUGAACACGUGUACACAGUUACACACAAUAUAACAUGUACCCAAUGUGUAAGCAGAGCCUCUUUCUCUCUCUCUCUCUGUCUGUGAUACAGUGUUUAAAGUGUAUGUGCAGAUCCCCCCUCUCUCUGUGAUAGUGUUUAUAGUGUAUGUGCAGAGCCUCUCUCUCUGUGACAGUGUUUAUAGUGUAUGUGCAGAGUCUCUCUCUCUCUCUCUGUGACAGUGUUUAUAGUGUAUGUGCAGAGCCUCUCUCUCUGACGCAGAGCCUCUCUGACACAGUGGUUAUAGUGUAUAUGUGCAGAGCCUCUCUCUCUGACACAGUAGUUAUAGUGUAUAUUCAGAGCCUCUCUCUCUCUGUGACACACAGUGGUUAUAGUGUAUAUUCAGAGUCUCUCUCUCUCUCUUUGACACACAGUGGUUAUAGUGUAUGUGAAGAGCCUCUCUCUCUCUCUGUGACACAGUGGUUAUAGUGUAUGUGCAGAGCCUCUCUCUGUGACAGUGUUUAAAGUGUAUGUGCAGAUCCCCUCUCUCUGUGAUACAGUGUUUAUAGUGUAUGUGCAGAGCCUCUCUCUCUCUGUGACAGUGUUUAUAGGUUUAUAGUGUAUGUGCAGAGCCCCUCUCUCUGUGACAGUGUUUAUAGGUUUAUAGUGUAUGUGCAGAGCCUCUCUCUCUGUGACAGUGUUUAUAGGUUUAUAGUAUAUGUGCAGAGCCUCUCUCUCUGUGACAGUGUUUAUAGUGUAUGUGCAGAGCCUCUCUGUGACAGUGUUAAUAGGUUUAUAGUGUGUGCAGAGCCUCUCUCUCUGUGAUAGUGUUUAUAGUGUAUGUGCAGAGCCUCUCUCUCUCUGUGACACACAGUGUUUAUAGUGUAUGUGCAGAGCUUCUCUCUCUGUGACACACAGUGUUUAUGGUGUAUGUGCAGAGCCUCUCUCUCUGUGACAGUGUUUAUAGUGUAUGUGCAGAGUCUCUCUCUCUCUCUGUGACAGUGUUUAUAGUGUAUGUGCAGAGCCUCUCUGACACAGUGGUUAUAGUGUAUAUGUGCAGAGCCUCUCUCUCUGACAGUAGUUAUAGUGUAUAUUCAGAGCCUCUCUCUCUCUGUGACACACAGUGGUUAUAGUGUAUAUUCAGAGUCUCUCUCUCUCUCUCUCUCUCUUUGACAAAAAGUGGUUAUAGUGUAUGUGAAGAGCCUCUCUCUCUCUCUGUGACACAGUGGUUAUAGUGUAUGUGCAGAGCCUCUCUCUGUGACAGUGUUUAUAGUGUAUGUGCAGAGCCCCUCUCUGUGACACAGUGGUUAUAGUGUAUGUGCAGAGCCUCUCUCUGUGACAGUGUUUAUAGUGUAUGUGCAGAGCCUCUCUCUCUCUCUGUGACACAGUGGUUAUAGUGUAUGUGCAGAGCCUCUCUCUGUGACAGUGUUUAUAGUGUAUGUGCAGAGCCCCUCUCUGUGACACAGUGGUUAUAGUGUAUGUGCAGAGCCUCUCUCUGUGACAGUGUUUAUAGUGUAUGUGCAGAGCCUCUCUCUCUCUCUGUGACACAGUGGUUAUAGUGUAUGUGCAGAGCCUCUCUCUGUGACAGUGUUUAUAGUGUAUGUGCAGAGCCCCUCUCUGUGACACAGUGGUUAUAGUGUAUGUGCAGAGCCUCUCUCUGUGACAGUGUUUAUAGUGUAUGUGCAGAGCCUCUCUCUCUCUCUCUCUCUCUGUGACACAGUGGUUAUAGUGUAUGUGCAGAGCCUCUCUUCCUCUGAGACAGUGGUUAUAGUGUAUGUGCAGAGCCUCUCUCUCUGUGACAGUGUUUAUAGUGUAUGUGCAGAGCCCCUCUCUCUCUCUCUCUGUGACACAGUGGUUAUAGUGUAUGUGCAGAGCCUCUCUCUCUCUCUCUCUCUCUCUGUGACAGUGUUUAUAGUGUAAGUGCAGAGCCUCUCUCUCUCUCUGUGACAAACAGUGGUUGUAGUGUAUGUGCAGAGCCUCUCUCUCUCUGUGACACACAGUGGUUAUAGUGUAUGUGCAGAGCCUCUCUCUCUCUGUGACACACAGUGGUUAUAGUGUAUGUGCAGAGCCUCUCUCUGUGACACACAGUGGUUAUAGUGUAUGUGCAGAGCCUCUCUCUCUCUCUGAUAGUGUUUAUAGUGUAUGUGCAGAGCCUCUCUCUCUGUGACACAGUGGUUAUAGUGUAUGUGCAGAGCCUCUCUCUCUCUGUGACAGUGUUUAUAGUGUAUGUGCAGAGCCUCUCUCUCUGUGACAGUGGUUAUAGUGUAUGUGCAGAGCCUCUCUCUGUGAUAGUGUUUAUAGUGUAUGUGCAGAGCCUCUCUCUGUGACACAGUGGUUAUAGUGUAUGUGCAGAGCCCCUCUCUCUCUGUGACAGUGGUUAUAGUGUAUGUGCAGAGCCUCUCUCUGUGAUAGUGUUUAUAGUGUAUGUGCAGAGCCUCUCUCUCUCUCUGUGACACAGUGGUUAUAGUGUAUGUGCAGAGCCCCUCUCUCUCUGACAGUGGUUAUAGUGUAUGUGCAGAGCCUCUCUCUCUCUCUGUGACACAGUGGUUAUAGUGUAUGUGCAGAGCCCCUCUCUCUGUGACAGUGGUUAUAGUGUAUGUGCAGAGUCUCUCUCUCUGUGACACAGUGUUUAUAGUGUAUGUGCAGAGCCUCUCUCUGUCUGUGACACACAGUGAUUAUAGUGUAUGUGCAGAGCCUCUCUCUCUCUCUGUGACACAGUGGUUAUAGUGUAUGUGCAGAGCCCCUCUCUCUGUGACACAGUGUUUAUAGUGUAUGUGCAGAGCCUCUCUCUCUGUGACAGUGGUUAUAGUGUAUGUGCAGAGCCUCUCUCUCUGUGACAGUGGUUAUAGUGUAUGUGCAGAGCCUCUCUCUCUCUGUGAGUGUUUAUAGUGUAUGUGCAGAGCCCCUUUCUCUUUCUCUGACACAGUGGUUAUAGUGUAUGUGCAGAGCCUCUCUCUCUCUCUCUGACACAGUGGUUAUAGUGUAUGUGCAGAGCCUCUCUCUGUCUGUGACACACAGUGGUUAUAGUGUAUGUGCAGAGCCUCUCUCUCGCUCUCUGUGACACAGUGGUUAUAGUGUAUGUGCAGAGCCUCUCUCUCUCUCUCUUUGACACACAGUGGUUAUAAUGUAUGUGCAGAGCCUCUCUCUGUCUGUGACACACAGUGGUUAUAGUGUAUGUGCAGAGCCUCUGUCUGUGACACAGUGGUUAUAGUGUAUGUGCAGAGCCCCUCUCUCUGUGACAGUGUUUAUAGUGUAUGUGCAGAGCCUCUCUCUCUGUGACAGUGGUUAUAGUGUAUGUGCAGAGCCUCUCUCUCUCUGUGACAGUGGUUAUAGUGUAUGUGCAGAGCCUCUCUCUCUCUCUCUGUGACACAGUGGUUAUAGUGUAUGUGCAGAGCCUCUCUCUCUCUCUCUGUGACACAGUGGUUAUAGUGUAUGUGCAGAGCCUCUCUCUCUCUCUGUGACACAGUGGUUAUAGUGUAUGUGCAGAGCCUCUCUCUCUCUCUCUCUGUGUCACAGUGGUUAUAGUGUAUGUGCAGAGCCUCUCUCUCUCUCUCUGUGACAGUGGUUAUAGUGUAUGUGCAGAGCCUCUCUCUGUGACAGUGGUUAUAGUGUAUGUGCAGAGCCUCUCUCUCUCUGUGACAGUGGUUAUAGUGUAUGUGCAGAGCUUCUCUCUCUCUCUGACACAGUGGUUAUAGUGUAUGUGCAGAGCCUCUCUCUGUCUGUGACACACAGUGGUUAUAGUGUAUGUGCAGAGCCUCUCUCUCUCUGUGACAGUGGUUAUAGUGUAUGUGCAGAGCCUCUCUCUCUCUGUGACAGUGGUUAUAGUGUAUGUGCAGAGCUUCUCUCUCUCUCUGACACAGUGGUUAUAGUGUAUGUGCAGAGCCUCUCUCUGUCUGUGACACACAGUGGUUAUAGUGUAUGUGCAGAGCCUCUCUCUCUCUGUGACAGUGGUUAUAGUGUAUGUGCAGAGCCUCUCUCUCUCUGUGACAGUGGUUAUAGUGUAUGUGCAGAGCUUCUCUCUCUCUCUGACACAGUGGUUAUAGUGUAUGUGCAGAGCCUCUCUCUGUCUGUGACACACAGUGGUUAUAGUGUAUGUGCAGAGCCUCUCUCUGUCUGUGACACACAGUGGUUAUAGUGUAUAUGCAGAGCCUCUGUCUGUGACACACAGUGGUUAUAGUGUAUGUGCAGAGCCUCUCUCUCUCCCAGAGCUGUAACAUCACCUGACUUGCACUUCCUGAGCUCACACAUGGUUUCCACAUGGAGACAAUUCCUCCUUUCCUAUUGGCUCCCUACAAAGGGGCAGGACGACAAAUUCUUCUUAUCUACCAAUCAGAGACCAGGAGACUGCAACGUCACGCGUUGCUGAGCCCAGAGGCCGGGGGGCGUGUCAUUGCGGGUCUGUGAACGCAGGUCUGGUGAUGUCAUCAGUUACUGUUAAAGCUACAGUGUCCAAUUCUUCACAUAGUAACCCUUUAAAUACCAUGGUUGGUUAACCUGCCUUUCCAAUAUGUUUAAUUAUAGCUUUAACCCACUAACCUGUUAUUAUGUUAAUACAACAAUCCAAGAGGUGAAUAUGUGCCAGAAUAAUACAAUUUAGAAUAAAAUACUAAGACUUAUGAUUAGUUAUAUAUAUUAUUAUAUUAUGAAUAUUGUGAGUAUAACUAAUAUGUAAUGUAAAAACAGGCGUAUUUGCUUGUGGAUAAAUUGAAGAGUUUGUAUAUAGCACCAACAUGGUCCAUAGCGCAGUAAAAACUUUUACUUGAUGGGCAGUGCAUGAAAAAUGCUGACUUGCAAGAUGUAGAACUGAAUACUGCAGGAAGGUUUGAAGUCAUCAACCAGUGGAAAAUCUUGAAACAUAUGAAUUUGCACAUGCUGCUGGGGAGCACUUUUCAUGUACUGCCCAUCAACACAUGGAUGGAUAUACACUAAAGUGUGUAUUAACCAGUAUUCAGAGUGAAUUCAAACUGGUUUUAACAAUUUCAGCUAUUUUUGGUUACAUUUCCAUUUCUGACAUUUAACAUUAAAGCGAUUUUAUUUGUAGGAAAACAUGGCGAAUGUGCCUCGCUCCCUGUUACAAGUUUAGGUUGAAGCAGUAUUUUAUUCUGCAAUACAAAUCUAUGGAUUGAUAACCGUAGCCCUCCAGCAGAAUGACGACUCAGUCAAGGCUUUGCCAUCUUGUAGUUUAGAAAAGAUUUUCUCGGAUCGGAAUUUGGACCCCCCAAAAAAUAUACCAAGAACAACAUCUGACCUGCAGACCUCUGAUUGGUUGGCAUUACUAUAAAGAUCAUGUCACCAGACAAAACGAACAUUCUUAUUUCUUUUUAAUUAAACUUGUAGUGUCACUAGUUAGUAGAAUUCUAGAUUUCUAUAUUAUUAUUUACAUAGCGCCAACAAAUUCCGCAGCGCUAUACAAUGGGUAGACCAAAACUCGUAUAUAUGUAAGCAGACAAGUUUGACGCACAGUAACAGAAGUGGCAAGUGCCGUGCUCAAUGAGCUCACAUGCUAGAGGGAACCUCCGGUUAAACUAUUUGCAGCGUUGCAAAGUGAAACAUUGCACAUACAGACUCCAGGCACCAUGACCACUUCAAAUUAGUGAAAUCUUUAAAGUGUACAGAACAUCGAAAAAACACCUAUAACUUGUGACAGCCUUCUUUAUGUAAUGCUGUGGGAAUUUUUUUUUUUUUUUUUAAGAUUUGUCUACUGAAAUUAUAUUCUAGUUUCGGUCUUCGCACAUUACAUUGGAAGAAAAAUUAACGAAAUAUUGCUUCCGUAAGCAAAGGGCUGAGUUUAUAAUAUGGCGCAGAGUAGUUCUACUGUAUAGCAAAGUGGUUUUCUACAUUUAAAUUUUAUUUUUCAAAUCACAUUUUAUAAAAUCUAUAGGGAAAAGUUAACGUAAUAUUAAAAAUCCUAGAAGUGUUACCAAAAGCGAUGUAUUUGGAAACAUGCAAAAAAGAAGGACAUUUCAAGGACAGUAUUCCCCCCGGUAUUUUCUUAAUCAAAUGCAUAUUCAAUAUAGGCAUAAAGCAGUCCAGCAGGGUCGGUAAACGGACUAGAGCAUGUCCCUUUAAAAAAGAAAGCAUUGCUAAUAGUUACAAAGACUACAUUUCCCUGCAUCCAUUGCACCUCUGCCACUGUGUGACCAGCCCUCUCUGUUUGCUGCAAGAGGUAAACAAAGUGAGACUGACUCUCAGUGCUGCCUGUUCACUCUCAGCCUCUUCUCUAAAUAUCACCUACAUUACUUUUUCUCUUAAUUAACCAACUACUUACAUGUAAAAAAAAAAUAUAUAUAUAUAUAUAUAUAUAUUAUAUUUCUGCUCUGGAGAUCAGCUGCUAAUACUUUCGCUUUUGGCAACAUAACCCCCCCCCCGCACUAAAUCUCUUCAAGGGCCUUGCAUAUCUGAAAAACUUAUACCACCUUUUUAAAGUUUUUUUUUUUUUUUUUCACGGUUUUUCCUUCAUUCAAAUCAAGAAUUUAUUCCGUAUCAUAAACAGCUUUUUUAUUUAUUUAUUUCUAUUUUUUUAAAGAAAAAUCAAGCAACAAAAUAAAUUUAGUGCAUUUUGUUCGGUUUUUUUUUGGUUUGAAAUAUAAAAAUAUUUGGGGGCGAAUAUGGACUGCGUGCAAAUGUUGAAUAUCCAGAGGCUUUUAGAAGCGGCUGAAUUUUUGGAAAGGCGAGACCGAGGUAAAUAACUAUUUUGUGAUGUUUAUUUUUAGUGUUAAUUAUAGCCAACACAUUUAAUUAAGCACUUGGAUUUUAUGUAGGCCUAUAAUUUAGUACAGUAUAUAGUAAUUUAGUUCAAUAAGUUACGGCUUCUUGCAGAGCAUUGAAUGGGUUAACUCAUUUUCUUUACACUUGUGAUGGCUGUGUAGAUCUCGCUUUGGUGACCAGCGUUCAUACUGCAAAUCAUGCCUCUUACAGACUGUAGUUACAAUUUAAAUAAAAGUAUUAGCUCGAAACUAUAAACAUGGAAUUAAAGGCAUCAAUUAAUGAAAAUAUUUGUACGCAUUAAUGACUUUUGUCGCAUUAACUUAUUUCCAAAAAUUACAGUUUUGUAGGUUUAGUAAUUAAAGCAGCAAGGGGAAUUUUGGGCACAAUGAUUUAAAUGGACGAACAUUUUAAAUAUGCGAUAAAUUGUGUGUUCUAAAUUCUGAUUGGCGUUUCUAUGAUUACACACGUGUCUUUUGUUUAAGAAUAUUUUGCAAUGUUUACGUAAUGCUAAAAUGCAAAAUAAUCCUGUUAUUCUGUACCACCCAUGUACUAUAGAAACAUACACUUGCACAUCUGGACCAUAAAAAGUAGUGGGCGAGGUUCUGGGGGUUUUGGAGAUUAAACUGGGGGGGGUGUAUAUUAACCAGGAAGCUAGAAUUCAUUGUUUUCUAAAGACCGUUUUAGAUAAUGUUUGGUAGGUCUGCUGUCACAAACAGGUCAUCGUAUAUAGACGCCCUUAAUUAAAGGGUGCAUAUUGGUUUGUUUUUUGACAAUGUUUGUUUAUUUUUAAUCAGAAUUUACCAGAAAGAGAGUGCGAGGAUAUUAUACAAUCAAGCAUCUACGUUCCUCCUUGGUUACCAUGUAAAAAAUGUACAAAAGAGAAAUAGAACCAUAGAUACUUUUAAAAUUAUAUGCAGAAUACUAAAAGAUAAUAAAAAGAUCAAGGCAGCAACAUUGAGAGGAAAAAAAAUAAAAUAAUAUAUAUUUAUAAUAGUUAUAGGGAAUAAAAUGAUUAUAAACCCAAAUAUGAAAGAGAAAGGUUUCAUGCUUAUUGAGCGAUAAAACAAAAAAUCAACAACAUGUUUAAAACACAGAGUAGAAGUGCACCCUUCAAGAGAAAUACAGAUAUAUGGUUAAAUAGUUUAUACUUAUGUAUAUACACAACACAGAUGGCAAGCGAGUCUCAGCAGUGCCUAAAAAACAAUAAUAGAAUACAUAGUGUGUACUGUAGGAUAAAAGUGAGUAAUAAAUGGUUACACUCACAAAUUUCAGAGCCUUUACAGGCUCUAUAUAGUAAGCCCAAAGGUGCCUAUGCAGGCUAACGAUACGUACCCACGGACCACUUACCUCCGUGGUCCAUGGGUACUCAUCGCUAGCCUGCCAGGUGUGCCAGAUCCUGCCAGGUGUGUAAAAAUAAAAAAUAAAAGUCUGCCAACUGGACAGUCGUGGCCGGAGAAAUUGGUUGUGUAUGCACAUGGCGUCUCACGAUCCGCCGCACUGGUUUUAUUAAAUGAUCCCAUGAAUUCACUACGAUUUGUUUUAGUCACAACCAGCAUUUUCAGGGUCUUAUACAGAAAGGAAAACCCCCCACAAAACUCCAUAUUCGGCCUAGUUAACCAACUUCUGCUGAUCCCCACCCAAUAUUAGAUAUUACAUUGUAAUCUUUGUCCUGCAUGAUAAAAAAUAAAGACAUUUAUUCCCACGAGACAGACUCCCGUGAAAUAAAUGCAAUGAUUCACUGUGACUAUUUAAUGACGAGAAAUGCACAUUGUGUGUGUGUGUGUUUGUGUUUGGAAUGCAGUUGAUUGUGAGAAAGUGUUUAAAACUUGUUUUUUAUAUGAAUGGUAUUCUAAAAUGUGUUUGUCUGAAUGUGUAUUUUCAUUUACUUUUUUUUUUUUGUAUUGUUAUUAUGCAGGGCCAGCCAUUUCAUCAAGAGUACAAUUUUGCUGAAAGAGUAGUAGAGGACGGGAACUGCCUUUUAACAGAAGUGGUUGGGGAGGGAAAUGGCUACCUGAAACUUCUUGGACAAGCUGUCUGGUAUAUGCCUACGGCAAUGCUAGCAAUAAGUUGUACAUGUUUAGGUAGUGGGAAGACUAGAUGGGCCAACUGGCCAUUGUCUGUUGUCAUGAUUUGUAUUUUUAUAAAUUUUAGUGUGGCAUUUUCCAUUUCCAGUGCCUUGCCCAGUGUGCUGACGCUCUAACUCUGAUUUCUGUCCUUUCAGAAUGCGAACACGGAUAUGCUUCUACAUUCCCGGCCCCUGAGACCUGCGAUCUACUCCGGCUAAAACCCCGAAGGAUAAAAUCUAAACGAUGUAGCAACAGUCUUGGAAAUAACACCAACAGGUAGCUUCCCAUUUGCCAAUUAUUCCAGAAACCAUCAAAACCAAUCUUAGAAGGAUUUCUGCUGAUUAAAUCCGAAUUGCAUUCACCAUACUUAGAUACCACAUUGAUGCCUGCACUCUGCUGAGUCCAGCCUAGUGAUUCUAUUUAAAGAGCAGUCAUAUCUCUGCAAGUAGAAAAGAAUCCAGGCACUCCAAGGUAUUCCAACAAAUAGGCAAUUUUAUUGGACCCAAGCACCAAAAAACAACGUUUCGACCCCUUAGGGCCUUUGUCAAGCCCUAAGGGGCCUAUUUGUUGGAAUACCUUGGAGUGCCUGGAUUCUUUUCUAUAUUUAUAUUUGGUCCCUUUGGUACUGGGGCUUACCCAGGAUUCCAGGACAAGGGAUAGUGUGCAUUUCCAUUACCUAUACAUGGAUAUCUCUGAAAGUGACAGUUCCUUAAAGAAACACGCUAAGGACCGUAACCGUUAGCGUAAACAGCUAAGGACUGUAAUUAUAACAUAAUUAUAACAUUUUCGGUUAUGGUGCCUGGAGUGUUCUGGUGAUGUCCAACAGCAGGAUGUCAAACCAUUUUAGCACAGUUUGACAACUUAUCUCCCACAGGGGGCCCGCACUGCAUCCAUUACAUCUGGCCUUCUUAUGCAAAAAAGGCUGGAGUGUGCUAUAAAACAAUACAGGUCUGUGCUCAUUGGAUGGCUAUGCAGUACUCCACAGAGACUUCCAGCUUUUGCUGUGGCAAGGGCACCCAGGGGACCCUGGUAAGUCGUCAGACCGUGCUAAAAUAGCUUCACAUCUUACUUUGACUGUGGGCUGUAGUGGUUAUGGUGCGUGGCGUUUUCCUUUAAAUCCCUUUACCCCAAUAAAAGCAUUCACUGGAGCAAGGAGCACAGUGGAUAUAAGUAAAGCUCUGUAUGACCAUUCCUCAGCUUUUCCUUUCAUAGUGACAGACUUAUGCAUUCGUUAUCACCUGAUCUAAACGCACAGCACCAUGGGAGUUUACAAAUCACACACCCCCCUAUCCCCCCCCCCCCUUUAGUUUAGCUAUUGUGAUAUGCUAAAGUUCCUGAAGCAACAGUGCAUGUUUUUAUGAUAUUUACUCUCUGUAUACAGUUUUUUAUAGUCAUUAAAUAUUCUGUUGCAAAACAUUUUUCCAGUUUGCACAGGAAUUACCCUGAAAGUUCUGGCAGUUCUGCCACACGAUUCUUUGUAAGGAAGACAUUUGGCUGUUAAAUCACACAGUACGAGGCCCUCAGCAUUUACAUAUUAAGAGACAGUAACAAGCGUCUAAUUGUGUUUUCUAUUCCUACCAAAGAAGGCAUUCUGCAUGGUGUUACAAUUCUGAAAUUAUAUAAUUUUUUUUUUUUUUUUUAAAGCUUCCAUUACAGUUUUAUUGAUGUUGGAUAUAUCCUGCAAAUACAUUGCAUUUAAAAUAAUGCUUUUUAGUUUUACUUAUUUAUUCGUUUUUUGCGGGAAACAAUCAAGGAGCUUGAAUUAUGGGUCCCAAAUGUCAACACAUAAGUUAAAUUAUGGCGAUAAUCAUUUUAUGUAGAGCUAGCAAAAUUUUGCAGCUCUUAAAAAUUAUACAGGAAAACAUAUCAUUGAAAGGCUAUAAUUGAAAAAUAAAGUUAAUUUUGCUUUAAGAUGUUUAACCUCAUCAGCGGCAGUGACAUGUAGCUCAUCUAUACAAGCAUUCUCUUUGGAAUUUUUAAAUCUGCACAAUAACCUUUUGUGUCAAAUGGUUUAGCAAAUUUCAUAUAGAUCAGAUCACUUGAAAGACCUCAUCCAUGAUUUCUGUGCCUCAUUAUAAUAUGCAAUUAAGUUAGUUUGGCAUGAUCUGCCCUUCAUUAAACCUCGUUGACGCUAAUGAGGUUUUAAAUGUGUUUCUAAAAAAAAAUUUGUUUGAAAGGGACACCAAGUACCAAAACCACUACAUCUUAACGGAUGUGGUGCAUCGAGGUGCUCGUUUUUCUCUGGCAACAUAAACUAUUGCAAUUUCAGAGAAAUGGCAAUGUUUAGAUUUGAGAACACAACUUUAGUGGCUGCAGGACAGAGAGUCACUAAAGCACUUUCUCCUUAAGACCAUUUUUUCAAAGGUUUGUGUGUCUGGCGUCCCCACGCACACCUAAUGCGUCUUACAGAGAAAGAAUGAAUUCAGUAUUUUUGAAGCACUGGAUGGCAGGUCGUGUUGAUUAUUAAGCAUGCAGGAUAGAUUUACUAUACUAGAGUGUUCGUUUAAUUGCUCUUCAAACAAUUCUACCACCAAAAAGAAUAAAUAUGUCCAGACUCUGGUCUGCGUCACCAUUCCAGAAAAACACAAAAACAAUAAACUAAGUCUGGCUAUUACUAGACUACGCUUUGUUCUGGAAUUUCCCUAAAAUUUGAAUGGUCAAAAAUAGCAAAAUCUCAUUCUAGAGAAUCCUACAUAUUUAAAUGUUCCUCGCCUUCAGCUAGAUUUUUGUUGGAUUUUGGUGAUGGAACCAAAGCUUGCAUCAUGUGCAACCAGCUGGGGUGCCCCCGAAGUCAUAGCUUCGUUGUUUGUUUUUAUGCUAUGCGGUAAUAUAAAUUAAAACCUGAUAAAUGCCUGUGAUUGCUGGAUUAAGUAAAUGUAUGUAAUGUUCUUUAAUUGACUCACACAUUUAUACAUUUCUCUAAGGAAAUCUAGAUCCUUGGAUCACUCAUACAUUUUCUUUUUUUAAUAUUCUUUAUUUCUGAUGUGCAUUAAUACAUGGAUAUUGCUCAUAUACAGUAAGGAAGGCAGUGUAAAAAGUUAUAUCCAGCAGGUAAUACAAUGGUCCGAACAUUUUUUUUUUUUUAGUAAAGUAAGAUAAUUAUCUUACUUUACUAAUUAACUAAAGUUAGUAAUAAGUAAUUGGUGAGACAAGCUAGACUAGCUGAUCUGCUCAGCAUCACAAGGUUACCACUCUGUAGGCCCCUCUAUAUGGAUGGAGGAAAAGUAUAAUUGAUUGAUGGAAAGGCAUUAUAGCACAGAAAGCGGCAAUUUGCCCACAAUUAAAGGAGUAACUUGUACAUCAGCAGUUCUCCGCAGGGUGGGUAGGCUUGCAUGGCCCAGAGAGAGCCGCGUCAAGGCCCCCCGAUCACACUUCAGUCGAUGCCUGUUCUGGGCCCGAUACAGUCCCGCAGUAUGAUGCUGUGGUGACAUCUGUGUCCUUCAAGCACUUGUGACAAAUUGGUAGAAUGAGCGGUCAGUCCAUGCACAGUGCUUCCCAUUGCUCUGCAGCUCUUACACGGAACACCGCUCGUGGUUUGCGCCAUGUGAUGUUAGCUUCUGGUGCUGCCGGCGCAGUCUCUGCCGUCGGGAACAGGCUGCCAUUGGGCCCUAAGCUGCUAGUUUGCCCUAGGGCAGCCGGCCUACCCUUGCUGGUAAUUGAAUUGAUAGGGCUUGUGUCGCAUGCAGUUCCAUCCAGGACCUGUCAAAGAUGGCGUACAGCCUGGACUCCAAUGCAGACUGCUCACUCUGGUGCGUCAGGGGACAUGCAGCCUCCGCCAUGUUAGGUAAGCCUGGGGUUGAGUUGCGGAGUUUAGCAGGGCCACAAGUCUCCCAUGGAGUGUAGGGACCAACAAGGUGGGGACCGGGAUUACCCCCACCGGUCCAGAUAGGGGUAGCGGGGCAUCAGCUCCUUGGUGCUUCAGGUUAGCACGCGUUAGGCUGGGAGAUUGGCCGCCUCUCCCCAAUACUGGGCUCGCCAGGCCUCGCACUCAAUUUGUGAAGAGCAGUCGUCAGUGACCGCUGGAAGCAACCCCGAGCUGGUCAACAAUGCAGGAUAGCUAAGAGUCUCAGAUUGCCCAGGGUGAAAUGUAAAUGGCAAGGGCGACUGGACCAAAUCAAGGAAUAUAUGAGGAGCUCAGUGUAAACACGUCCAGUCGCCAUCGCUGUCAGGCCCCGGCCCCCACUCAUACAUUUUCUUUAUUUUCUUUUUUCUUUAUUCUCCUAAAUUUAAGAUCCACGCAACCUUUAAAGGACCACUCUAGGCACCCAGACCACUUCAGCUUAAUGAAGUGGUCUGGGUGCCUGGUCCUUCUAGGGUUAACCCAUUUUUUAAUAAACAUAGCAGUUUCAGAGAAACUGCUAUGUUUAUAAAUGGGUUAAGCCUUCCCCUAAUCCUCUAGUGGCUGUCUUAUUGACAGCCAGUAGAGGCGCUUGCGUGCUUCUUACUGUGAUUUUCACAGUGAGAGCACACCAGCGUCCAUAGGAAAGCAUUGUAAAUGCUUUCCUAUGCGACCGGCUGAAUGCGCGCGCAGCACUUGCCGCGCGUGCGCAUUCAGCUGGCGGGGAGGAUCGGAGGAGGAGAGGAGGCAGAGAGCUCCCCGCUCAGCGCUGGAAAAAGGUAAGUUUAAACCCCUUUUCCCCUUCCAGAGCCGGGCGGGAGGGGGAUCCUGAGGGUGGGGGCACCCUCAGGGCACUAUAGUGCCAGGAACACGAGUAUGUUUUCCUGGCACUAUAGUGGUCCUUUUAAAGUUUUAUUUUUUAUUUUUUUUAAUCUCAUUCUCCCCAUCCUAUAUCUUUAUCUAUCACUGAAAAGCAACAUGCAGAUGUGGAAUGCUGACUGUAUUUCUGUAGAUUCACAGAUGGUCUGCUGACAUCCAUUGCACUCUGAAAGCCAUGUGAACGUUCCGCUGUGACUUGUUUUUAUCACAUGACAAGUAGAGACAAACUGUGAGAAAUAAUGCAAUCUGGCAAAUAAUGAUUCUGUGCCAUUUUCCAGGAAUGCAACGUGAUCAGCCCCUCGAUUUCAAAGUGUUCACUGUGUAGUGUGAUUAAAUGCAGCAAGCUUUUAAAUCUAAAGAUCUAUUUUUAUUUAAAUAUUUAUUUUUUUGUCAAAGGGACACUAUAGUAACCAAAACAAGGUUAACUUAAUGAAGCAGUUUUGGUGUAUAGAUCCCACCCCUGCAGCCUCACUGCACAAUUCUCUUCCAUUUAGGAGUUGUCACUUUACUAAUGCAGUCCUAGUCACACCUCCCUUCAUGUGACUUACACAGCCUUACUAAACACUUCCUGUAAAGAGUCAUCUAAUUUUUAAACUUCCUUAAACAAAUUUUGUUUAAUUUAGAAUUUCUUAUCUUCUGCUCUGUGUAAUAGCUUGCUAGACCCUGCAGGCGAUUCCUGUGUGUGAGUAAAGUUCAAUUUACAAAGCAGGAGAUACAAAAAACUAAAAGUAUGUUACAUCUGAUUGAAAGUGAAACUAUUUUAUUUUCAUGCCGGCUGUAUCAGUCACAGCCAGGGCAGGUGUGACUAGAGCGCAUAAACAGAAAAAAGGCGAUUUAACUCCUAAAUGGCAGAUAAUGUAACAGUGAGAAUGCAGCGGACUAUAGUGUCCCUUUACGUUGUGUAUUUUAAACCUGAGUUAUUAGCCACAUGGGUGUGAAAGCGAUUUGUCAACUAAUAGGUAGAUUUACAGUCCUGACAUCAAGCUAUUAAAUAAUAUGAGGUCUUCAUUGCGGUUAAUAUACUUAUUAUAUUUUAGGAAGUCUAGUCUGCUACACCUCCUCCAAUAUAGGCAGAACUCUGCUCUACUGCCAAACGUGGGAAUCCAACACGCCUCUGCCAGUAUUUUGCGAAAAUCCUAUAAUCAGCUGUUUCUUUGAAAACCUGUUUUAUUUUGGGAGAUGAAAGUCUGUGUCCAAACAACCAUAGGAAAAGGAUAUCCUGCCCUCGAUUGGGUUGUUUUUGGAUCACGGGGUAGUUUAAGGUAGUGACACAGAAAAGCAUUUUAUUGUUGGUAUACUGUAACCGUACUUCAAUUGGAUUUAUUUCUGAACACCCUUUCAGAGCCAUAGAUCCCAAAAGACAUUUUAUUUUAACCCAAUAGCAAGCCCCCAAUAUGUGUUUGCGUUUAUUCUGUGUACAAUUAGUAGAUGUCUGCAGUAACAAAGCAGACGGCGUUAGGCGUACUACUUACAAAGAAACGUUUGGUUAUAAAUCUUGCUUUCUUGCCCCUUACCCAAUACAAUUUUUGGAUCCCAGCAACAGCCAUCUUAUACAGGGAGUGCAGAAUUAUUAGGCAAGUUGUAUUUUUGAGGAUUAAUUUUAUUAUUGAACAACAACCAUGUUCUCAAUGAACCCAAAAAACUCAUUAAUAUCAAAGCUGAAUAUUUUUGGAAGUAGUUUUUAGUUUGUUUUUAGUUAUAGCUAUGUUAGGGGGAUAUCUGUGUGUGCAGGUGACUAUUACUGUGCAUAAUUAUUAGGCAACUUAACAAAAAACAAAUAUAUACCCAUUUCAAUUAUUUAUUAUUACCAGUGAAACCAAUAUAACAUCUCAACAUUCACAAAUAUACAUUUCUGACAUUCAAAACAAAACAAAAACAAAUCAGUGACCAAUAUAGCCACCUUUCUUUGCAAGGACACUCAAAAGCCUGCCAUCCAUGGAUUCUGUCAGUGUUUUGAUCUGUUCACCAUCAACAUUGCGUGCAGCAGCAACCACAGCCUCCCAGACACUGUUCAGAGAGGUGUACUGUUUUCCCUCCUUGUAAAUCUCACAUUUGAUGAUGGACCACAGGUUCUCAAUGGGGUUCAGACCAGGUGAACAAGGAGGCCAUGUCAUUAGAUUUUCUUCUUUUAUACCCUUUCUUGCCAGCCACGCUGUGGAGUACUUGGACGCGUGUGAUGGAGCAUUGUCCUGCAUGAAAAUCAUGUUUUUCUUGAAGGAUGCAGACUUCUUCCUGUACCACUGCUUGAAGAAGGUGUCUUCCAGGAACUGGCAGUAGGACUGGGAGUUGAGCUUGACUCCAUCCUCAACCCGAAAAGGCCCCACAAGCUCAUCUUUGAUGAUACCAGCCCAAACCAGUACUCCACCUCCACCUUGCUGGCGUCUGAGUCGGACUGGAGCUCUCUGCCCUUUACCAAUCCAGCCACGGGCCCAUCCAUCUGGCCCAUCAAGACUCACUCUCAUAUCAUCAGUCCAUAAAACCUUAGAAAAAUCAGUCUUGAGAUAUUUCUUGGCCCAGUCUUGACGUUUCAGCUUGUGUGUCUUGUUCAGUGGUGGUCGUCUUUCAGCCUUUCUUACCUUGGCCAUGUCUCUGAGUAUUGCACACCUUGUGCUUUUGGGCACUCCAGUGAUGUUGCAGCUCUGAAAUAUGGCCAAACUGGUGGCAAGUGGCAUCGUGGCAGCUGCACGCUUGACUUUUCUCAGUUCAUGGGCAGUUAUUUUGCGCCUUGGUUUUUCCACACGCUUCUUGCGACCCUGUUGACUAUUUUGAAUGAAACGCUUGAUUGUUCGAUGAUCACGCUUCAGAAGCUUUGCAAUUUUAAGAGUGCUGCAUCCCUCUGCAAGAUAUCUCACUAUUUUUGACUUUUCUGAGCCUGUCAAGUCCUUCUUUUGACCCAUUUUGCCAAAGGAAAGGAAGUUGCCUAAUAAUUAUGCACACCUGAUAUAGGGUGUUGAUGUCAUUAGACCACACCCCUUCUCAUUACAGAGAUGCACAUCACCUAAUAUGCUUAAUUGGUAGUAGGCUUUCGAGCCUAUACAGCUUGGAGUAAGACAACAUGCAUAAAGAGGAUGAUGUGGUCAAAAUACUCAUUUGCCUAAUAAUUCUGCACUCCCUGUAUUUUCAUUCGGUGUUAUGAAGAAACCCGUCAUAUGCUGAAGUGAACCCCCUAAGAAAUCAACACGUCAAAAUACACACAGAUACAUUCAGAUAACUGUAUCCUGUAAGAGACCUUCUAUUCUACAAAAAAAAAAAAAGGUUCUAUUAACAUUGAUUUAAAGGGUUUAUCGUGUGUAAAAAUAAACACGAAAAUUAGAAUUUCAUAUGCACACUUUUUUUCCUUCUACUUAAAACAUCAAAUAACCAGACAUGUAACUAGAACCCUUUUCUCCCCGUCAGCAUUUUAUAGGUAGAAUAAACACUCUUUCGUCUUUCUUGUGUGUGUGUGUGCGCAUCGUACAACGUACGCAAGUCUUACUCCUAACAAUUCAACGGUCUUGAAAGUUGUUUUAGAGUACCUUUUAAAAACAACCUAGAGUUAAACAGACACAUUUACGUAUCUUUAUCUCUUUACUCCGCCCCUCCCAAGAAAGUAGAUCUGCGUAUGUAUACACACGCUUUGUUUUUAAAUAUAGAUUGAUAAAAAUACAGAAGCCUUUUAAGCUGCUAGUUUUAUAGCAAUGGCAACAAGCUUUCAGCCGAUCUGUGCCCUCUCUAUCAUUAUGCAGUUCAGAAAGACUAUUGGAACCUGUGUGUAUUCGUUAUGGCAUAGCAGACAAAGCUCCUGCGUGCGUGUUCAUAGUGUAGUUAAAUAUUUAAGCUGUGCUCGGUUUGUAAAAUGUUGAACGUUUAAUUUGAUUAUAGAAAGUGAAUGGAAGCCUAUAAAUGCAGGACACUAAUUCCCAAUGCAGCUGGCUCCACAGAAAUGGAUAUUUUGGAAAUGUAGUACAGCCGGAUUUUACCAACAGCUGUUUAAUGACUUAUCUCUGAAAACGCUGGUGUAGUUCGGCAGUUGGUACCCUUUGAAAUUCCCGGCGUUAAAACUGAUCUAUUGAUGACAUACCACAAGCUUAAGUGGGAUUCCCUUCCAAAUACUGAAGGCCCCUUUCUUGGAAUAUAGGGCUGCUCAAUAUUCUUAUUAAAUUCAUGGUCACGCAUGGGUUCAUAGUAUUCUAUACUGAAGAUAAGCACCGUGUCAACCACAAACAUUUAGUAAACAAACAAAAUGUAUUUAUUAUUAUUAAUUAUUUAUAUAGCGCCAACAAAUUCUGGAGCGCUGUACAAUAUUUACAAAACAGAAAAAGACAAGAAAAAUUGAGGAUUCUUGUUGGGUGUGUUUUUAAAAUAGGUUAAUUACGUGUGCAUUUCAGAAUAUCUUUAAUAGACAUCUCUACUUGACUAGGAAAGCGCGGACUAUGAUAGUUUAGCAUUUUAUUGUUUGUUUUGGGGAGACUGAGCUAAAGUAGGUAAGUCUAUAUCCUUUGUUCAUGGCACCCCAAAAAUAAAUAAAUAAAAUAAAUAAAAAAAUUGUCUAGCGGUGAUGGGAAAUAUGGAUGGAGGCCAAUUUGUUUUUCAGAAUAAAUUUUAGUGCGUCUUUACCAUCUACUAUUGUUUCUCUCAGUAUCGCUCAACUGCCUUCCCUGAACUACAAUAGGCAAGAUUAAUAGUUCCAGUUUAUUAAAUGCUUGUGUUGUGUGGUGGUGUGUGUAGCUUUGAACAUGCAGCGAGCAUGGUGUUUAUUAUUGUCUUUUUUGCUUCCAUGCACCAUAACCACUACAUCACGCUAUCUUACAGUGCCCUGGCACUACCGCAUUGCUGUUUGGCUUUAUACUCUUUACUUGGGGCCUGCUGGACUCCUUCUGGUGUUGAGAGAAAAAAAAGCUCAGAGCAGGCGUUAAACCUGAUCUAAGCUUUGCAGUGUAGGGCUAGCUUAUUGGAUGAGAGCAUGAGUUGAAGACUCUCAGCCAACACUAGAAAAGACAGGAAGCGCUCUGUAGCGGCUGCGGUACUUGAAAGAGGACCACACCAACUUCAGCUAUCAAAAAACAGAUUUGUUUUUUAUCCCACCACGAAUACCUCCAUGUGUGGGAGGAGACAAUCCAUUAACGUUUAAAUCAAGCAGACAUCAACUGUUGUGGUCAUUCAGUGUGCUCCGUGAGCAAUUCAAAGUGAACUGGGAGUGAACCUCAAACCAUUCACAUUUUAUGUUCGAUCAUUGAUGAAGGGUGGACAUGUUGUGAAAAACCCAAGAACUACAGAUACAAGGUUAAAAAUGAUUCAGGCUGUGUUAUUGUGCCUUGUGUCACAGUGUGUGUAACACAAAACAAAAUGUUACAAAGUCAAACCUAGGGAUUUGUUCACUUGUUUACGAGCAGAUAUGUAGAUAUAGUGUGUGACUUGGGAAGUGGGGGACUACCCUUGGUUACAAUAUAUCGGUUUACUUUUGUUGGAACAUAUUGUCCUGUCCUUGGUGAUCACCAGAAUUAUCUUCCAUUGUCUUACAGUUCUAUCCAGUACAAGCCAUGCCCUUCAAGUACUGUCUUGAUAGAUACACAGGGGAGUUCGUUUUAGAAAGUGUCUAUUAAACAGCAAAGAGGUUUUAUAAUAAUACAUAAUAAAUGGGAGUAUCUAAAAUUACAAAUCAAAUAUUGACAACUACUAACUAAUACCAUGGACAGCUCGUGCAAGCAACACGGGGUCUUCUUGGAAUAGAAGGAUGCAGGGGUAGUGUCUUCUUAGAGGGGGAACAAGAAUGGUCACGUGCAAAACUACAUAUGGUGAUGUGGACGUCCUUGCAAUGUACAAAGCGGUUGGUCUUAGGAUUUCAGCUGAACAGAAAUUAACCCCUUCAACUGUGAAUUAAAGGACCACUAUAGUGCCAGGAAAACACACUUGUUUUCCUGGCACCCUCAGGGUCCCCCUCCCGCCGGGCUCUAGUGGGUGGAAGGGGUUAAACUUACCUCUUUCUCCAGCGCCGGGCGGGGAGCUCUCCUGUUCCUCUUCGGCUGAAUGCGCAUGCGCGGAUUCAGCCAGUCCAUAGGAAAGCAUUCUCAAUGCUUUCCUAUGGACGUAAGUGUGUUCUCACUGUGAAAAUCACAGUGAGAAGCGCGGAAGCCCUCUAGCGGCUGUCAAUGAGACAGCCACUAGAGGCUGGAUUAACCCAUAGGUAAACAUAGCAGUUUCUCUGAAACUGCUAUGUUUACAGAAAAAAGGGUUAGUCCUAUCUGAACCUGGCACCCAGACCACUUCAUUAAGCUGAAGUGGUCUGGGUGCCUAUAGUGGUCCUUUAAUUUUCCAAAUCUGCACACUGUGCAAUGCACCACGCUAUGUGAUGGAAUGAUAAUGUACACCAGGGUUAAACCUCACGGCUUUCAUUUUUGUAAUUUCAGAUCAACACACAACGAGCUGGAGAAGAACCGGUAAGUGCCUUUAAUAAUAACUUAUUUUAACAAAAAAAGGGAACUUUAAUAUAUUGAUCAAGUUGUGUUGGUAUGGUUAGAUUUUCAGUAAUACAGAAUUUCUGUUUGCCUCUGUCCCCCUUUCCAUGCUUCUUUCUAAUAAAUUCCUGAAAAAAUGAUUGCUUACAAACUGUAUUAAGCGAAUACCAGAAGAGUUCUCUUCCUUUAACACGUUAGAAGAUAAUCUGUUUAUUAAAGGACCACUAUAGUGCCAGGAAAACAUACUCGUUUUCCUGGCACUAUAGUGCCCUGAGGGUGCCCCCACCCUCAGGGACCCCCUCCCGCCCGGCUCUGGAAAGGGGAAAGGGGUUAAAACUUACCUUUUUCCAGCGCUGGGCGGGGAGCUCUCUGCCUCCUCUCCUCCUCCUGGGCUGAAUGCGCACGCGCGGCAAGAGCUGCGCGCGCAUUCAGCCCGUCGCAUAGGAAAGCAUUUACAAUGCUUUCCUAUGGACGCUGGCGUGCUCUCACUGUGAAAAUCACAGUGAGAAGCACGCAAGCGCCUCUAGCGGCUGUCAAUGAGACAGCGGCUAGAGGAAAUAGGGGAAGGCUUAACCCAUUCAUAAACAGCAGUUUCUCUGAAACUGCUAUGUUUAUGAAAAAAUGGGUUAACCCUAGAAGGACCUGGCACCCAGACCACUUCAUUAAGCUGAAGUGGUCUGGGUGCCUAGAGUGGUCCUUUAAUGUUUGCAUCUUAACAUCCUUAUUUGUGAACUCCACAGAGUAAAAUAGAGAAAUGCUGUUCUCUUUAGACUUUGCCAUCUCAUAGUUACUCGAGCUGGAUGUAAAGGUUAAAUCAUAUAGAAACCAUUCAAAAUCUAUCAUUUUCAGCAAUAAACCAAGUCUUGUGACCUGAAUCCUACCCUUCCAAGGGUCAGCAGCUGACCUGCUUAAUGCAGUGUGAAUGUGGGAGUUUAAUGAAAGGGUGGUGAUCAGGCAAGAUGUAGGAGUGCGGGACCCUGUGUUUAGGACCAGAGUCUGACCUGCUGUGAUCAAUUGAGUUUACUAUUAUAGCUCAUUGCCAUGUCACCACAUUUUAUUUAUUUAUUUUCGGUGUGUAAGUUAAUGAUCCUAAAUAGCUGCCCGUCAUCUAAGCCCGUGAAAUCCGCUGAGCAGACAGUUGCCAUUGUUCAGUAUAAUUUAUAAAAACAGUGAUGUACACAAUUUCAGAUGAAAUAGUCAAGCUGGGAAAAUUAGCCAAAGUUGGAUAUUGUCACCCCGUUCCAUCAUCAAAUUCAGCUACGGGGUUAAAAUGUGCAAUUCUUUUAUCGAUCUCUGUAAUUACUAUACACUAUGUAUAAAUGCAGGAAAAUUACAUGGAAAUGUAGAUUGGGUUCAAUGAAAGACGAGCCAUCUGACCAACCCUUUAUCCAGAUGACCCUUGGUUAUUUUGGGCCUCCAGGUUAUCUAGAGGGUAGUGUUAAACGUGUACUUAAAAUGACCUCAAGGAUGCCUCUACUCUUUUAGUCUAGAAUUCUUCUGGGCCUAAUAAUCUUUCAGAGCAGUCGCCACAAUCUAGUUGCUCAGGGGCAGCGUAGCAGAUUGUGUUGAAUUGCGAUUUUAUUGAGAUUACGCUCAAUAAGUCACACACAAUACUGUCAUGAGAAAUUAUACACACAGAAAAAUGUAAGAAAAUAUCAGUAUGCUACAGUCAACCGGUCAGGAAAAGAAAUCUGGUAAAACAUUUAAUAUUCAUUACAGAUCUAGGAUAACAAGUUAAUUUCCCCAACCAUUCCCAGUACUUUCAGAACAUGGGACCCAGGUAAAUGCCAAGGAAAAGCUAUUUGAUCCCUUUAAACUGGGCUUUUAUGUCACUGUAGCAGAAUGUAUCCAUCGGUAUCCUGUAGAAAGGAAUUGUGUGGACACACACUUAUUUUUCCAAAGUAUUUUGUUUUUAGACAUUUAUGGUGACCAGUUGAUGAAGUUACUGGCGUGUGUCUUCCAUACAUAAAUGGGACUCUGUAAUAGAUGGAGAAGUCCCAGCCCCUUCCCCUCCCCCCCUUUUUUAACCUUUUACUAGAAUAUCCCUUUAAGAACUAAUGCCAGCUUUACCUGGUUAAUAGGCAGCUGUUUUGGUGUCUUUAGUUGUUGGAUCAGUGGAUAGACUGGUGCAAGAUUCUCUGUUAAUUGUGCCCUGUUGUGAAGGUCUUUUAAAUUUACAGUAUUUCUUUUUAUUGUUCUUUGAUUAAGGAAGUGGUGGCAGAAAUGGGAUUUUUUUCAUUACAUCCUUGCUCAUUCUUGUAGGAGUGCUACAGACCAAGCAGAAACUCUGCAGCUGUCUAUAGUGAUUACCCAACAAAUACACAAAACCAAAACUUUUUACGCAAUAGAUAUUUUUUUCACAAAGUGUUUGUUCCUUAAUGACCCGUAAUACCAUAGUAAAAGUGGCUCAGAUUGGUUCACACACACACACACACACACACGGAUUUAGUUUAUAAAUCCCUGAUCUAAGAGAACUAUCUGUAAGCUAUGAAUGGGACUGUCAGCAGUGGACACAUGAUCAACAAAACUGAACAGAAAAGGGGGUAGGUGAAUAGACGAAUGGCCGAGACAGGACCAAAGACUACUCCAAAAAAAAUAAAAAAUAAAAUAAAAAAAUAAAAAAAUAAAUAAAUUAAAAAAAAAAAAAUCACAUUAGCCGCUCGCACAAUAUUGGCUUAAAAAAAACAGGUCAAUAGUAAUUGGGAAGAUAAAGGACAGCUGCCUCAUGGACGACAUCAUGGCUAGGGUGUGGGGUACACAUAGGAAGUUCGAGAGGACUUGGGGACUGUGGAGAGAGAGCCACCUGGCUGAUUAGAGAGAUUACCGGGGCGCAUCUGGCGUGUUUGCCCUCCCGCUUGCCCCCUGCCCUGUACCGCCCGCCCCCCAUUUGCUCUCAGUCACCCUUGGCUAUCCUGGCCCUCUCCCUUCCCCCGCCCUCCCAGGGCUGGGCUUGUCCCUUCCCCCCUCACUUUUCCCCCUUUCUCUUACUGCUUUCUAUCUAUCUCUCUUACUUUCCUUUAGGCCCUCUCUCUCACAGAGGGCCUGAUAUAUACAAAUCCAGCAUCCAUAAGCAUAGAAUGCACACAUACGCUCACACACGCCCUCAUUUAGUAUUGAAGGUCGCACCAUAUGACAGCGAGUAUUGGGGCAGGGGAAGAUGGCUAGAAGGAAUUUGACAACAGAAGUAGUGGGACGAUAAAGGAAAUAGCACAAAUGCCCUAGUGCCCACUGACCCCGGUAGCAACCCUGCACAUAUACCGAUCCCACCAUUUGCGACCAUGUUAAUGCUUAACAUAAAAUCCAAUGACACAAUUAGGAUGUUGACUAGAAUUACUAGACCUCCUUAAGAGACAAGUUCAUCAGGUUAACUCAACUACCGCUUUGACUUGCAUGUAAUCUCGCCUUGUAUCAUCGCUAUAUUAUGUUUUCAAACAUAUAGGCUUGUGCACAAGCCCAGUUACAAACCUUUGUUAACCCCUUAAGGACAGAGCUUCAGAAGCUUGUCUUUCACUUAAUGACAACAGCAUUUUUUUCAUUUUUUGCUGUUUGCGUUCAACUGCAAUUUGCAUUUUACUAAUUUAUUGCACCGACACACAUUAUAUAUCGUUUUUUAAAGGACAGAAAGGGCUUUAAUUUGAUGUAAGACACAUAUAUAUAUAUAUAUAUAUAUAUAUAUAUAUAUAUAUACACACAUACACACACAUACAUACACACACACACACACACACACACACACACUUAUAAAAAAAAUACAGAAAAAUUCUUUUUUUUUUUACAGUUUUUGCAAUAAUAAUGUGUGCAUAAUUAGUGCAGGUUAAGGAAAGUAAUUAAAAAUAAAUUCAUUUAGUUGUUCUGAUUUACAGAAUGUAUAAUGUGUCUGGGAUUUUAAGUUUUUUUUGGUAGUUACAGGUCACAAAGCACAAGCAGUAAAAUAAACUUUUAAUGUGGAGCGAUUUUAGAAUUUGGUAUGUUUGUCUUGUAAGCUUAAUAGCCAUAAAAGAAAAAAUUGCCACACAAACGUAUAUAUUUAUAUAAAGUAGACAUCACGGGCUAUUUACCUAAGGUUGUUUUGACACUUUCUACGAAGCCAUUUCACCGCCAACCUCUGCUAAAUAUUGGAGUAAAAUUGUGGGGGUUUUUUUGUUUUUGGCACACAAACUUAUAACACAGAAAUUCUCAUGUGUAUUUUGUAAAGUUGGUGUUUGCUAUUCCUGUACAAAGUUUUAUUUUGUGUUCAGUUACAUCUGCUGAGUAAAAUGACACCCCUAUUGUAUGUCUUUGGUACUAUUUCAGUAUUCACAGUAGAAUUUUGAGAGAUGGAUUUAAUGAGCCUAUGCUUCCAUUUGGGGUAUUAUAACAGUUUGACUGUUCAAAAAAGCCCACAAAGGCCUACCAUUUGUAAAAGUAGACACUCCGGGGUAUCUCAUAAGGUGCAUAUUGUGCCUUAACAUGCCCCUAUUUUUCACCAAUAUUUGCUAAAGUAUGUGAUAAAAAAUAAUUUUGUGCGUUUUUUACAUAUGGAUUGCAUUUUUGCUGGGCAUUUUGUAUAUUUCACAUGUGCCACUAAUUACAAACCCCCCAAAUUAUGCUCGGCUAAGUCUUCUCAGUAAAAUGACACCCCCAAUGAAUGUCUUUGGCACUAUUUUGUGAAGCUACAGUGCCAUAUAGGAGACCAAGCCAAAUCCGUUUUUACCGAACUUUGAAUUUUGACGCUGGGCCUAUGUGCAAUUUCCAAGCAUCUUAGCAGGGUUUAAAUUUAACCUAACCCACAAAGGCCUACCAUUUCUUAAAGUAGACACCCCAGGGUAUUUCAAAAGGCAUAUUUUGAACCUUAGCGUGGGAUCAUUUUUCCGCUAGCUUGUACCAAGUGUAGUGGUAAGUGUUUUUUCUGCCUUUUUGACACACAAAGUGAGUUUGCACAUUAUAUUUUGCAAACCUUAUGUGUGCUACGACUGUAUAAUAGUGAUGUCCCGAACUGUUCGCCUAACGGUUUGCGAACGGUUCGCCGCUGACUCAUCAUUGAGUAAACUUUGACGCUGUACCUCACAGUCAGCAGACACAUUCCAGCCAAUCAGCAGCAGACCCUCCCUCCCAGACCCUGCCACCUCCUGGACAGCAUCCAUUUUACAUUCAUUGUGAAGCUGCAUUCUUAGUGAGCUGUCCAGGAGGUGGGAGGGUCUGGAAGGGAGGGUCUGCUGCUGAUUGGCUGGAAUGUGUCUGCUGACUGUGAGGUACAGGGUCAAAGUUUACUCAAUGAUGAGUCCACGGCGAACAGUUCGGGACAUCACUACUGUAUAAUACUUCAUAUGUUGCUCAGCUAUGUCGUCUGAGUACAGCAAUACCACCAUAUGUACCUUUGCCAGGUAUAUGUGGAUGUUGAAGGGGCGCAUUUGAGAUGCAGCCAUUCAGUUUUUUUCUAACUUUGAAGUUUUACGCUGUGUCCAUGUUCCAAUUUGGAGUAGUUUAGAUGGUUGGUUAUUGAAACUUCCUCACAAACACAAACUUUUUAUUAAAUAAUACACCCUGGGGUAAUUCAAAAGGCAUAUUUUGAACCUUAGCGUGGGAUUAUUUUAUCUCUAGUGUGUUCCAGGUGUAGUGGUAAUGAGCGUUUUUAAAUGUAUUUAUUUACUUUUUGAAACUUUUUUACUUUUAAAAACUAGUUUUUAAACUUUUGUUUUGCUUAUUAAUUUUUUUUAAACUUUCCUAAACUUUCUUAAAACUAUUUUACAGAUUUAAAAUUUUUCAAAGUUUUUUUUUUUUUUUUUUACCGUUAACCCCUAACUAGCAGUAAGCAGCACUAACAGUAAAUUCCCCAUUUUACCAUAACUCCCACCCACCCCAGCUAGCAAAAUAUAUAAUUAUAAAAUAUUUAAUAAAAAAAAGUUAAUCCUCACGGGUUUAAAAAAAAAAAUAAAAAAAUAAAAAUUAGAUCACAGUAUAAUACUGUGAUCUGUAUUUUGAUCACUGUAGGCAGUGAUCGACUGGCAGGGAAGGUUUUUUUUGGGGGGGACUGGGUAAAGGGGGUGUUUUUUUAUUUUUUACUUAAACGUUAUUACAACUUGUUUUUUUUAGCUUAAUUUUUAACUUUUAAAAGUUUAUUUUAAAACUUAACAUUAACCCCUAGUUAGCCUUACACCAAAUCCCCCAAUUCCCCACUAAAAGAAUUAACACUCAGGGGUUAAAAAUAAAUAAAAAUUAGAUGACAGUAAAAUGUAAUUCCUGCCAGUUGAGCACUGUAGUAAAGGGGGGAUGGGAUUUUAAAUAAACCUUAUUUUUAUUUUUUAUAAACAGGAUCAGCACUGUUCCGGCUCCCUGCACUUCACACAGAACCAGGAGGCAGACCGGAGCACCAUUAACCCCGCGAUCGGCGCGAUAGUGGCGAUCCGGGGUUAAUUUUAACAGGUGACGGACAAAGUCCGUCACUCGUCGUUAUGGCAAUCCCCUGAAUGACGGACCUUGUCCGUCACUUGUCGUUAAGGGGUUAGUAAACAAUAAUAAUGUAAUUCAAAAAUAAAGAAUUUUACUGACAAAUUUUAUUUCAUACCUGUAUACAGAGGAGUCAGAAUUUUGCUUGAAUUAACCAAAUCUAUGAACCUAGCCGGCCUAGUGUCAGUGGCGAUGGUAGAGCCAUGCAUUAGGCCCCUUAAUACCAAAUUAACAUCUUAUGAACUUUGUUGAAUUCCUGAUUUUGAAGAAUUCUUCUAGAGCUCAAGGCAAAAUGGUGAUACUAUGUGGUACCAUUAAAGUAACUCUGGACAUAUUGAUAAAUCGCUCUAAGCCUGUAGUUGAUAUACACUGAAUUGGUCAACACUCAAACGGUCCUUAUAAUGUGUAAAAAUGAAAAAGUGUGUAAAUAUUGCUAACUGAUAUGGAGGGAAGGAUGCAAGAUUAGAAACACACACACACACACACACUCUCUCAACUAGUCUUAGAUCAGAAAAUAGAUCCUAUACAAAGUAACAUUAUUGCUGACUCCAGGACACUCCAUUUAAUAUAGAUGUGAUUAAGGCAGCGGAGUCAUGCGAGGUGUUACAUCUGAAAGUCAGCAUUUAACAAUCCAUAAAUUUCAGUAAGCGUUGCAAAAUAACUGCAAGUUAUUUUGUUUUUAUCACUUGUAUUCUAGGGGUCACUCAGAGUUACCAAGGUAGACUAAGGACAAUUUGGAGAACAGACUAGGCUGCUGUCACGUCAUUGUGAGCAUUUUAUCCAGAAUCCUUGCUCACUUUGUCGACAGUCUCUUUUUAGACUUGCUGUGAAAUCACAUGCUCCUAUGUUCAGCAAAAGCCUUGUCAGUCUCACCCCCAACCCACGCUCUGCGGUUUUGUGUGAUCCAAGUUAAAAUAGAAAUAUGUGGUUAGAUUAAAAAAAACAAAAACAAAAAAAAACACAGCAAAAAAAGUUGGGAAGAGAAGCAAGUUAGGUCACACUUGUUUUGUGUGCGUGUCUGUACCAUUUAUACAAAAUACAGAUUACAGUGUAUCAGUGUAUGUAUACACACACACACACACACACAAAUGCAGUUUUUAAUUUUACAAGGCUAUUUAUAAUUACCGAUCUGCAAACAAAUAUUGUAUGGGGAUUCAGAUGUUUUGUUUUUUUUAAGCAGAUUUGUCACGAUACAUUGUUAAUAUAUACUUACAAACUGUCACUUUGGUUUAGUUAUGGUACUUUCGUUUUUUUAAUUUAUUUUGCUCACAUUCUGAGUAACUAUAUAUUAACAAUGCACUUACAAUGGGUUGAUUUAAUGUACUUUAAUUUAUAUUCACAAAGCACUGUCACUAUUUUAGUAGUUGUCUCACAUAUUGAAAUUAGUGUAGGGCCCAUCGAUAUUGGGGUACUGUGGCGUAGUAGUGGACAUUAGAGUUCCCUACAGUGCCCCCCCCCCCACCUCACAGCCCCCGCAUUGGACACUUACCCGAGUCCAAUGCAGAUGUCCCUCGACGCUGGCUCUGCUUCAAUGGGUGCACUUGCAUUAGUACUUCCCCAUAGGAAAGCAUUAUACAAUACUUUCCCACGGGGUUUCAGGUGAGGCUGGAUGUCCCCAUGCAUAACGUGAGGAUGUCCAAAAGUCGCCCAUUGACACGGAAGUCCCUCUAGUGUCCCUUUCAGACAAUAUGGCCAAACUGAAUCCCCAUAUUUGUUUGCCAAGAUAGACGAUUUUAAGUAGGCUUGUAAAACGUAAAAAACUAUUUGUGUGCGCUAUCGCCUAAUCUGUAUUUUGUGUUUAUUUUGGUCUGUACGGCAGCACCACUGCUGAGAAAUGCAUGCCCCCCAAUUCCCUUUCCUUUUUUUAAUGUACCAUUUAUAACCACACUUGUUUUUAGGCUUGUUUGACAGAGUAUAUUGAGUGGCACUGUUUUGGUAUAUUAAUAAUACUAUGAUUGCAAGUUCUGUGGGUCAGACACGGUUGCAUAUUCUACAUUAGGUGGUAUGGAUAGAGUCCUAAUAACUGUGAAGGCCAGAUAUAAAAAUAUAGCAAAACAAAUGCAAGAGUAUUACCUGUACAAGUUAGAGCAGGAUUAAUUUUACAGAGGGGUUAUACAGUAAAUUAGGAAUAGUGGAGAAUUGACAAGGGUAUAGCAGAUUUUAUUUUCAAAUUAGUGCUGGACCGGCUCCAAGAAUAAGGGAGCAAUGCUCAAAGCUAUACUGCUGGCAGCUAAAAUCAGUUAUUUUUAUACAGGAAUCUAUUAUUAACUACCAGUCUGUUAAAUGGGUAUUUUUUUUUACCAGUGUGCUAGGAUUCCUACAGCAUAGGUAUUAAUUGUAUAUUAUGACUGUGUCAUGAAAUGCAUUAUAGUAGGUUAACACUUGCUUGUCUCACUGUUAGAUUAACAUACCGAUAAUCAAUGUGGGUUUGUUUUUCCAUUAUUAUGAAUUUCUUUGAACAGAUUUUUUUUUUUUAGUAUUCACAGUUAGUGAUGUCCCGAACGGUUCGCCACGGACUCAUCAUUGAGUAAACUUUGACCCUGUACCUCAGUCAGCAGACACAUUCCAGCCAAUCAGCAGCAGACCCACCCUCCCACCUCCUGGACAGCUCACUAAGAAUGCAGCUUCACAAUGGAUGCUGUCCAGGAGGUGGGAGGGUCUGGGACAUCACUAUUCACAGUAGAAAGAUAGCUGGGGAUUUAGCAGCAAAAGUAUUUUUUACAAGAGGGAGGAUAAAAAACCCUGAGGCGAUGAAUGGGCAUUACACCAAGUGUGUUCUGCAGAGAUAAGGUCGUUCUAGGGCAGUGCUCAGGCCCUGAACCACUUUAUACUGGCUUUUUAUCUGUAUAUUCCAGCUAGCUACAGUGAUGACUAGAACAGAAAGCAUUAAAAAAAUAAAAAUAAAAUUUUUAAAAAUAGAAUCCGUCAACCAAAUUUGUUUUUUGAACAGCUAGUGGUAUUAUAUGGAGUCUUAGUAACAUAUCAUAUGUUACUCAGGUUUCCUGUAUUCUGUGACAUAGGUACCAAAGCAUUCGCCUGUGCCAUCGGCAUGAAUUCCAUCCUAAACCCAGCCAGUAUAGGUGCAGCAAAGGGUCCCCACGCAGACAGUCAAUCCAUUUUCCUCUUGUUUCCAGUCCAAUCAAGGCCAGAGGUCAACAGGUUCUUCUGUGUUUCUCUUUGGUUUGAUAAGGACAGGUUAAUGUAAGCACACUAAACCGCUUUUUAACAAUUGUAAUCUGUUAAACACCGGUACUCAUCACCAGGCUGAAUUGCAACUUUCCUUUUAAUGUAAUAUGGGUAGUUUGAGCAGUGGUAACGUAAUGUAAUACGGCAGGUUUAAGUCCUGGUUCAGACUGGCCAAGACACCUAAGGAAAUACAUCUGCCUUCCUUAGUUUGUAAUAUUGUAUAACCCCUGAAGGACACGUGAAGGAAAUAUUCUGUCACAAUUCCCUUUAUUCCAGAAGUUGUGUCCUUAAAGGGGUUACGCAGGGCUUUCAAUAAUUUUAAAUAUGUUGGCAGCAUAUAAAUACUAAGAAAAUAAAUGUAAUUACAUGCAAAUUUGCCAGUUUUAAUUUCUUUGUGCUUGGUUUAGUGAUUGCUCUUACAGUCUUUUUGAAUUUUUGUCACUGUUUAUUUUUCAGGAGAGCUCACCUUCGACUUUGCUUGGAACGUUUAAAAGACCUUAUACCUUUGGAAUCUGACAGCACACGCCACACUACCUUAGGACUUCUUAACAAGGCAAAGAUGCACAUCAAGGUAACAGCCUGACUCUUCACCAUUUGGUCCCCGUAUCCAGGCACUAACAUCUUCUGCCAAAGUUCAGCCUUUCUAGAAGAGUCAACAUUUGACAAGCUGUGCCCUUAACUAAAAACAUCUGGAUGGCCAGACCUCUUUACUCUCCAAACAUUAAAAUGCAGAUGGCUCUUAUACUUUCUAAAACAACUAGCAUUUGAAGGAAGAAAAAAAAAAAGCUAGUCAGUUACAAAAAUCUUGCACUAAUUCAUUGCAAGUCUCCAUCCAAGAGUGUUAAUGUAUAGAAGAGACUUUUGCUGGAAAUCUUUGUUAAAAUGUAAUUAUUCUAUGACAGAAACUUGAAGACUCGUCGCGAAGGGGACAACACCAGCUUGAUAUGCUAGAAAGAGAACAGAGGUUCCUAAAGAGAAGGCUCGAGCAGCUCCAAGGGUGCCCGGAAUCAGAGAGAACACGAGUAGAUAGUAUUGGGUCAAACCAUUCCUCUGACCGAUCUGACUCAGAACGAGGUAUGUACCAGUGAUUGAACAUGUUGGGUAAUGUCUGCCAGCAUAAGAAACAGAGUUACAUUUUAUAGUGUCUGGGUUAAUCACACAGCUGCCCGAGAUAAGGAUUCAAGUUAAAGUGUUUUUAUUUUUCUAGGUUUUGAUCAGGAUAAAUCCCUUUAGAAAAGAGGACACUAUAGGCACCCAGACCACUUCAGCUCUUUAAAGAGGUCUUAGUGCAUUAUCUCUGUCCGUUUAACCGUGCAAUGGUAAUUAUUGCACCUAUUGAGAUACUGUAAUAAUUACCUUGCAGGGUUAACUCCACCUCUAGUUGCGGUCUACCAGACAGCCACUAGAGGCGCUUCCGGGUGGUUAGGCGACUUUUGGUUGCAUAACCAAUGGUGGACGUCCUCACACUAUGCAUGAGGACAUCCAGUGGCAGCUAAAUCUCCAUAGGAAAGCAUUGAAACAAUACUUUGCUAUGGAGUUGUCCUAAUGCAAUCUCGCUGCGCAUGGGUAUUAGGUCCCCGACAUCGAAGGCAGAGAUUGACAUGGGCACUGAAUUCAGGUAAGUUUCAAAAUGUUUUUUAAACCUUUCAGCGCUGGGUGAGGCACGAGCAAGAGGGGCAGUAUAGGUUACGAGUACAAUUUUGUAUUUCUAGCCUACAGUUUUUCCUUUAAUUUGCUAUAUCCUUCAACAUGAUAAAGAUUAUGUUUUUAUGGGCACGCUUUUGGGUGGGUUUGUGAUUGUCAUUCUGGAUUCUUAACUUACGUUUGUCCUACAGAGGAGAUUGAGGUGGACGUUGAAAGCACAGAAUUCUCCACAUUGGAAGUGGACAGCAACAGCAGUACCAGUAUCAGCGACUUAGAUGACCAUAGUAGCAUGCAGAGUUUGGGCAGCGAUGAAGGAUACUCCAGUGCUAGCAUUAAGCUUGCCUUCAAGUCGUAGGACAAACCAUGACCAUUCUACAAAUACAGGAAGUAAAGGCUGUGGGGUUUAUUGUUCGACAACUCUGGGGCCAUACUUAACAGCUAUUUUGGAGUUGAACCAGCUGACCACAACCAGCACUUGAUUAUCACUGGGGAUUUUAUUCUGCUUGGUGGACCAAAAACGGCUUGUGUCUUUGUCUUUGAAAUCCAAAUUCACAGGUUGCUCCAUGAAGAGCACACAAGAAUCUUACAUUGUUAGAUGUUCUCAUAAGCUUCUAUUAACUGACAACAUUCAGCACAAUGUAUUUGUUGCAGAGCUGAACCUUUGACGAUAAGAGACUCUUUGCCUGCCAUUGCCUUCUCUUGUUAAGCAGCCAAACGCUUGAUUAUGGCAGACACUCAUGACUGCAAUUUCAGCUUUACCAGCAUGUGUGAAGGAAUUUUUGUACCUUUAAAGCACUCUUCAUUUAAAUAGAUCACUUCUGUGAUGCAAUUGUAAGAAUGAUACAUCAUAUCUUUGGACACAGUACUUUUAUAAGCCAGCUUUUUUUGUGUGUGUAAGCGGUCAUCAUGAUGAAAUCCAAUCCAGUAUGUGAGGUCACAAACAAGCACUAUGUGAAUACACCUUGACUCUUUAAUUUACAUGGCUCAUAUCCACUGGGUGUAUUUGAAGAUGUGUGAUCUUCAACUUAACAUCUUCUAGGGACUUCAGGACAAUCAGCUGUUUCCCACCGUGGUCAACACGGCAAAGUAUAUUAGGAUUUCAUAGCUUUUUUCUUUUUCUACCAUUCAGAAUGACCCCGUAAUGGUCAACCUGUAGGAUUUCCACAGUUUUUCAGCAAACACUCAUUCUCAACCAAACCGAGCUCCGAAAUUAUCUAGAAACGUGGCCUGUUAUCUUCACAUCUGCAACCCAUGCUUAGUACUCCUGUAUAGUUUGCAGGUAAAAUAUACAUGUCAUUUAAAAAAAAAAAAAAAAAUGAAUAGAAAGAUUUCUUAGAGAUCUAGUCCUAAUAAUAUUUAAUUUAACAGUUUUUAUUGAAAUACACUAUGGCGAUUAAAAAUCUCAGAACUGUGUCCCUGUUCCAAGGGACAUCAGACUAAGGCAAAAAAAAAAAAAUAGAAAACCCAACACAUAAAAUGUAAUUAUCCCAUGGAUUAGUAAGUUUUGUUGUUUUUGUUUUAUGUUAUAAAAUUUUUCAGCAUUAAGUUGUCAAAGGCACAGACAGGGCAAUUCAUGAAAAACUAGCAAUUUACAUUUUCCCCCAUGAUCCUCUUGUGCACGGAAAAUUUACGUUUUGAAAAAUAGAAAGCACCAGCUGGCAAGUGCUUACAAAACAAAAAAGGUCUUGUGAAUUAGAGAAUCAUGAAGAAGAAGGGGGAAAAAAAAAAAAAAGUAAUUUGCAUGUAAUUAUUCAAAAAGAUACUACUUUUGUCCGAGUCCCUUAAAAUAAUUUAAAAUAGCUUUGAUAUUUAUGUUCAUAUCUUUAUAUUCAUCAGAUCAUCUUUCACACAGAACCAUUUUGCGUUCCCUUUAAAAACCUCUUGCACAAUCUUUGCAGAAUUUUAAAUAAUUUAUUUCUUGACUUAAUUUAAAUAUACAUCUUAUUAACCUUCUAAUAACUAUACCGCUUGUGGCAAACCCUGGCAUGCCUCUGGUUUGUGAAAUACAUUAAGCCAGUUUUAAGGCUGUGGAAGAAUCAUGUGAAAUAUAGCUAAAACCAACUUGGGUGCCACGGUUUACCAUCACUUGUUAUUUUGCUAAAAUCUUUCUUGAAAACCAUUAUUUAAUCAGAUUGUCAUUAACCUAGAAAAUGUGAUUUCACCACCACCACUACAUUUUUCCACUCCAGAAAAAAAAAAAAAGUGCUAAUAAACCUCACAGUAUUGCAGUCAGGAUCUCAUGAUGUCCAUACAGUUUGAUCGAUAAUAAAAUAUAAGAUCGUAAUAGAAUGUUUAGGUUUUUUGGAAUUCUUAUCACAUUUAAAAGUACGUUUUUUCCAAAGUAUUUUCACACACGGGCAUAAAUCGCUGUGUGUGAAGGUGAAUCGAAUAUAUGGGGGUGUCUUUUAGACAAAUAAUUGUUCAACUUUGUAAGUUGUUUCUCCGUCUUACUAUUCGGGAAAUUAUACUAGCCUUUAUUUUAGUAUUGAUACUCUGGCAUUAAAAGAACUGAAUACAUUAUAGAUAUUGCUUUCUUUUCCCUGCGCUCAGCUCAAUAUAUUAGACACAAGGUGACUAUUCAAGAAUUCAAAGUGAAUUUUAAAUUUUAGGUCGAAUUAACCAAAUUGGAAGAUAAAAAAAAAAUGCUUAUAUAGGGAUUUCGAAAUUUGCCUAUUUUAGGUUAAUUUCAAUUCCUAACAAUUUACAUAUUAGUGACUAAGCCGUGACAGAAUUUGUUACCCACCACAAAACAAAUGGACCACUAACUGCAGAGUAAGCUGUAUGGUCAAGAUAUAGAACGUUAUUGACCAAAGUGUGCAUUAUCAACUUUAACAGAAUUUCUUUAUUUCAUAUUAACCAAAAAACAGCCAAAUAGGAGACAUUUUUUCAGCUUGUUACUUUGACCUAAAAUGUCAAAUUCACACUUUGGAAAAUAUCUUGCUUAAUGAAUACCCAUUUACAUAGUGUGUUUUUUAUUUUUUCUAAUAAUUAAGGGUAGGUCUACUAAACAGUGUUUUUAGUACUUUGGCAAUGGAAUGUCCCUUUAAUGUAGUUAAAAUUAACUCAGAAUCUCUGACAAAUUAAGAAACUGCUUCAUUUUAGGAGACAUUAGGAGACAGAGACAUUAGGAGACAUUCAUUGUUCAUGUACCGAUUUCAUAUUAAAAACAAUCUUCAGCACAUUGACCAGACUUCCAUGGCAAAUUUUUCUGUAACAGUCCGACAUGAGCGUAAUAAAAUAAAGAUACACACAUUAACAAAAGUAGUUUUAAAUAAUCUAAAAUGCACAAAUGCAUAAUGCUGGAGGCACCUGGGCAUUUCGUUAAUAUUUAUCUUUUUAAUUAUUACUUUUACAUUUAAACAGUGAAAUGUGUGAUCAAGGAUUCCAAAGAUCGCCUUUUCCUUGCCUUUUCUCCCAUUUUAAAAAUAUUUUUCUUCUUAAAUGUACUUCUCCGCACUUAAAAAAAAAUGUUUUUGCCAGCAGAGACAACAAUACACUUCAGGCUGGGAGAUGAUCAUUAUUUUACAUCUAUUAGAAAAAUGAAGACAUUGAUAAAUACAAAUUAAAAAAACAAAAAAAAAACUAUGCUUUUAACGUUCAUGCAUUUGCUGCAAAUGCCCAAGCUCUUUUGCUUCUGCAGUGAGCUCCGCCUGAAAGAGGCUUAGCCAGUCAGGUUGCUCUCAUUUUGAUGAAUAGAUUCUGGUUUUAGGAGCGUUACUUUAUGUGGAGCUUCCUAGCCUGUCUGUAAAGUGCCCUUAGUGCGAUUUCUGUUUUGCCUAUUUAUAAAGUUCUGACAUUCUGUACGACUAGCCUGUUGGCAUGUUCAAAUCAAGCCCUUUAUCGAAUCCCAGAACUCCAUAUCCCCAGCUCUCAAAAAGUGAAUCUUAACAUUGGAUGUGGAGUAGAGUAUUAUACAAUCUUGUUUCAUUUCGAAAAUAUAACUAGAACCGGUUUCUGGUGCACACAAACUCAUAUCUCACAGCAUUAGUGCCUCUUUAAUUCUCUUUUAUUUUGGCAAAGGCCUUUCUUGUGUUUUUGUUAAAUACUAUUAAAACUCUUUAAUUUAACUUACCCUAUUAAUAAGAAAAACAUAACUUAAUAGGAAUCUCUAAAUUAUUGUUGAAUUUAUUGAAUUUGUUUAUUUCUUGUUUUGUUUGUUGUAUUUGGCAGCAUGGUGCACACCCAAUGCAAAUAAUAAAAAAA
This is a messenger RNA of Pelobates cultripes (western spadefoot toad), 38415 nucleotides long. Lineage: Eukaryota; Metazoa; Chordata; Amphibia; Anura; Pelobatidae. The record is from the annotation of a GenBank genome assembly.